Molecule: messenger RNA, 1969 nt
Organism: Aspergillus ruber CBS 135680
Lineage: Eukaryota; Fungi; Ascomycota; Eurotiomycetes; Eurotiales; Aspergillaceae
Product: YagE family protein
Exons: 2
Coding region: 110-1684 (524 amino acids)
Source: RefSeq, a predicted model, not a curated record
GUCCAACACUCAUCAAUCCCUUCUCCCCACGCCUCUUUCGUGUCGCAAACCCUUCUCUAUUCAUCAAUGGGCUCUAUAUAUUAAACCAAUUCGCUCUCUUCGAUCCAAGAUGUCAUCCAAAGCCGAAACAACACCUCUCCUUCCCCAAUAUCAACAGUCGGAAUCCUCCAAUACGUCACCGCGUGCAAACCGUCCACCGCGAACAGUGACCUUCAAUCCCCUAGCCACAAUCAGCACCUACGGCGAUGCCGCUCCCCCAAAUCCAGCCCUUCAACCGCUUCAUUCCGCCCCACCCCAGGUCCACGGCGGCCAGCCCAGAACAACCGGUCUAUCGGCCCUGAACAGCAAGCUCCGCCGGCGUAACAGCCAAGGAGCCACUCCAUUCAAUGCACCUUCGAGUCCCUCAUCAGCGUCCAAGAUCGGCCCGCAGCGAACGACGAAAAAGGCGCAGAAAUUGAAGCUUCUUCCGGACCCGGAGACGGCCGCUGAAGAGGAGGUUGUGGAAGGCGAUUUUCCGCGAGAUGUCUAUUCGCAGAUUACGCGGAUUAAGGAACCUACGGCUAGGAGUCAUGCGGCGAGGCUAGGGAAGGCGGAUAGAGAUCGCUUGCCGCGGGUUACGGCUUAUUGCACAGCGAAUUCGUAUCGGUUGGAUGGGGUGAUUAGGUUUCUCAAGUCGCGGUCGAAUACCCGUGGUGCGAAUCCGAAGCUUUACGACGAAUGUGUUUACUCGCCAUAUGAUUAUGAACAUGAAAACAAGCAGAAGGGAAACCGGAUAUUUGGGGAUAAUGGUUUUGGUAUGGAAGGGAAUCGGCCGUCCGGAGAACGCAGGUAUUCGGAUAGUGCCGUUGAAGUUCCAGACAGUAAUAACAUUCGAAGAGGAGAUUUGAUUGAUCUUCAAUGCCCGGAUUCACGUCAUGAUGGUGAUCAUGGUGCUGAGGCUGUUGAAUCAACAGGUCGGACGGAUGAGAUACAAGAUUUCGAUACGACCAUUCACACUCCUGAAGUUUACCUGUUCGACUACGGCACGGUUGUCUUAUGGGGAAUGUCCCCGGCACACGAAUCACGGUUCCUUUCUGACAUCUCCAAAUUUGCGACCUCGAUUCUGAGUCCGGAAGAUACCCAAAUCGAGAAUUUCAACUUCUACUACGCCCGCGAAUACCAAGCCCGGAUAUACAACGACUUCAUCUCCCUCCGCGAUCCGCGGAAUCAUAUGAUCAAACUCGCCAUCUCGCACGCCUUAUCCCAAUCCGUGAAAACAUCCCUAUUCGAAGACAUUGUCUCUGAAACCAUCUCCAGCACCGCACCCUAUCCCGCCCAAAUCGCCCAAACGGGCAGCGUCAAUCUCACCCGACGGCAAAUCAACAUGCAAAUCGGCGAACUAUUUAUAUUACGAAUUAACAUUCAUCUACAAGGUUCUGUCCUGGACAGCCCGGAGCUGAUGUGGGCAGAGCCGCAGUUGGAACCGGUAUAUCAGGCCGUCCGAAGUUAUCUCGAGAUGGACCAGCGUGUAAGUCUAUUAACUGAGCGAUUGGAUGUUAUUGCGGAUCUCCUCGCGGUGUUGAAGGAUCAAUUGACCCAUCGUCAUGGCGAGUAUCUGGAAUGGAUUGUUAUUGUUCUCAUUGCCGCAGAGAUUCUCGUCGCAGCCAUCAACAUCGUAGUCGAUUUAUACGCUGGAGUGGAUUAGGGAUUGUAUUUCUAGUUGUCCUUUGCAGCUGCCAGUAUAGGUGUUUUUCCAUGUAUCUAUUAUUUCUUUGCGCUUUCACUGUCAUUGCUAUAUGCUUGCAUGGUAUUUUACUGUCUGUUUCCAUUGUGUGAUUCGAUGUUACAUUUCUCAUUGAGCAAGGUGUCAUUGAGCUAGGAUGACUGGCGUUAUGGUGUGGAGAGUCUAAGAUGUACUGUACAAUACAUGAGCCACCACAUUGAGCAACGUUUACAGAUCCUUGCAUUGUAGGCUGAUAAGUCUAGGCAC